AUGACUCUUCUCGCCGGUGUUCAACUCGAGAAACGUGACAAGACCAAGGUCGAUGCUUCUGAAGCCAUCUCUGGAAAGAUCGUCGGAUUCUACUUCUCGGCUCACUGGUGCCCACCAUGCCGUGCGUUCACCCCAAUCCUUAAGGAUUUCUAUGGAGAGGUCGACGAUGACUUGGAGAUCAUCUUCGUCUCGUUGGAUCGUAGCGAAAGUGAUUUGAAGAACUACAUGGAGGAGUGCCACGGAGAUUGGUACCAUAUUCCAUUCGGAUCUGAUACCAUCAAAGAACUCUCAACCAAGUACGGAGUUUCUGGAAUCCCAGCUCUCAUCAUCGUCAAGGAGGAUGGAACCACCAUCACCCAGGAUGGACGCAACGAUGUUCAAAACGGAAAGAGCCCAAAGGCCACCAUCGCCAAAUGGAAGGCUGCUUAA
Caenorhabditis remanei is the source of this 429-nucleotide messenger RNA. RefSeq lists its product as uncharacterized. Lineage: Eukaryota; Metazoa; Nematoda; Chromadorea; Rhabditida; Rhabditidae. The coding region runs from base 1 to 429 and encodes 142 amino acids. The transcript has 3 exons. Gene Ontology annotation, biological process: sensory perception; photoreceptor cell maintenance. The record is from RefSeq and is a predicted model, not a curated record.